Scleropages formosus (Asian bonytongue) is the source of this 2194-nucleotide messenger RNA. RefSeq lists its product as uncharacterized. The transcript has 6 exons. Lineage: Eukaryota; Metazoa; Chordata; Actinopteri; Osteoglossiformes; Osteoglossidae. The record is from RefSeq and is a predicted model, not a curated record. Bases 314 to 1030 code for a protein of 238 amino acids. Gene Ontology annotation, cellular component: membrane; cell-cell junction.
AAAGGAAAAAGGAAGUAUUCAAAUGCAAAAAACACCAAGCAAAGUUCAUUGGAAAAUAAGCCACAGACGGAGGUACAGCUGCGAGUGCGGCAACGCGUUUUUUCCUGUAAAAUUGGUAUUUUUACUUUCAGUUUUCACUUGAAGAAAAAAAAACAUUUUUUGCUUCAAAUCUGCGCUGUUAGCCCACAGUUUCCGGAAGAACUCCUGCAAUGAGAAGACAAUAAAAAAAGAACCUGAGGAACUCAAACACUGUCCUGAUACUAGCAGGAAGUUUGCUUAUGAAUAUGAAAAAUCUUACAGGAGAAGAUACAUUAUGGGAGUUCUGCCACUUCCAUUUGGGACCAUCUGUGUUGUGCUCAUGCUGUUGCCUGGGCAGAACCAGAGUUCUUUGAUCCACUUCUCGGGUCAGAAACCCCUGUAUGUGGCUCUAGGUGAAACUCUGGUUCUGGAGACCCAAAUCAACAGAACUGCUAGAACUUUUUCCAAGGUGACAUGGGAAAGACAUACAGAGAAGCCUACCAAUAGGAGAGUGAGAAUAGCUGAGUUUCCACCCAGCACUUCUGACUCUGAUCCUCGUAUAACCUUGGACAUGCAAGGAAUGUCACUGAAAGUUACAGAGUUCCGCAAAGAGGACUGUGGGAUCUAUACAGUGAGGGUUACCGAGAACAACGGAAAUCAGGUGUCUGCCAAACGAAUUGUCAGAGAAGCUGAGGUACCACCUCAAUUAUCCAUCUCAUUGCUCUGCGAUGUGUCCCGGGAGAGGGAGCAGUGGGACCGUCCAGCCUUCCAGUGGCUGGUGGACGGGGAGGUUGUGUCCAACAAGACCGCUAAUUUGUCGGCGGAUGGACAACAGCUAUUCCCAUCAGGGAUUCACGGGCGUAACUACACCUGUGUAGUGACUAGCAGCCAGGGGAGAAGCACAGCUACCUACAUUACAAGUGACUUGAUGUCGGGUGCCAAUUCCUUGUAUACGGGCUGGAUUGCGAAAAUAGUCUUCCUUCUACUUGGUCUUCUCAUCUCCCUUGUCUGAAACAGUAAAUGUUCCCAUGUUACUUUGCCUGAAGAACCUGGUUCUGAUACCUCCAACUCAAAACCAAAGAAUGCCAGAAACCUCAGUGUCACACAAUUUUAUGCUCAUAAUAUUUUUUUAUAUAAGUCAAUCCCUCUUGAGAAGCUACAUGUCUUGGUCCAGUCCCUUAACUUUGUUACAGGUCAGCAUUCCAGCCUGCAUUAGAUCUUCAACUCUUCAGAUGCAUAUAACUCCAAGCACUGGCCUCAAUAUUCAUCAUUUUCAAAUACCUGGUCCAAGAUCAGCAUCUGGUCUAGGGGACCUUGGAGGCCAGAAAGACUAAUCAUUAAAGGGAGUUUUCUGUGAAAGUACUCAUUUCAGUAUCCAUAUAAAAAAUACAACAUGACUAUUCGCAGAUAUAAUGAUAUAAAACCUUUGUUUUACAAAGUUUAUGAUAAAUUCUCUUUGUCUUGGACUUCAUAUACUGCUCAUGACAACACAGAAUGACAUUCAUUUUCUCUCACUCACUCACUAGGAGCUCUUCUCAGAAUCACUGGGCACAAAGCUGAGGGUACACCUGUCCAUUAUAGCGGAGCCACACACAAACACACUCACACUACAGGCAACUCAGCAUUGCCAGCUCACCUGAACUGCAUGAGUGGUGAGGAAACCAGAGCACCGGGAGCAGACAUGGGGAGAACAUGUACACUCCACACGACUGAGCUGGAUGAGAAUGUACAGCCAAACAGCUCACUGCAUCAUGAGUAAAUCAGCAAAGUUGCAAGCGGAGAAGACAACUUGACUGUUACAGGAUAUUUCUGCUCCACCAUCUGUGCUCAAGCCAAAGUCAUACUGUUAAACACAGCAACUAACAUUACACAGCUAAUCAAAGUUUAUUUUUGCAUCAGUUAAUAAUAUGACCAUAGUAGUAAAUUACUAGAUCUCUCUAGAUCAAUAUUGAGAAGUUGUCUGUUAGAUACUAAUCAGAGCGGUUGAUGUUAUAAAUGCUGUGUCCCUACAGCAGGACACUUUCUGUCACUAAUAUGGGUGAUGUUGCUGGCAAUAAGAAGUAUUACGUGGACGCUGGUCCAAAAACCCCGAUAAAAGUCAUUUUUGAAAACAUAUGAUUAUAUUUUUCAUUUUUAACAUUGUUGAAAGAAAUGGAUGUGAACUAUAAGUUAUAUA